This is a messenger RNA of Suillus paluster, 1692 nucleotides long. Its product is annotated as electron transfer protein 1. NCBI's taxonomy places the organism in Eukaryota, Fungi, Basidiomycota, Agaricomycetes, Boletales, Suillaceae. The coding region runs from base 101 to 1588 and encodes 495 amino acids. Gene Ontology annotation, cellular component: mitochondrial inner membrane. Gene Ontology annotation, biological process: heme A biosynthetic process. The record is from RefSeq and is a predicted model, not a curated record. The transcript has 4 exons. Gene Ontology annotation, molecular function: oxidoreductase activity, acting on NAD(P)H, heme protein as acceptor.
GUGAAGGGAUCAUAAUGUGGCUGUGCAAAAUGUUCAGGUGAGUACCACGCAACAUAGAAUAUUGCAUUGACCAGUCCAAGCGUUGGGCUUUAGGGAACCUAUGCAGCUGAGCUUCGUAAACGCUUUGCUGCGCCCAACGGCUCAUCUUGGUUUACGAGCUUGCCGCACAUUUUCGACUGUGUCAUAUCCUCUAGUCAACUUCUCCAGAAGAACAGUGCCUAGGUCAUGCAUUGCUUCUGAAGUUACCAGUACACCUCUCCGGUUCUCAUCACUCUACCGAAGAUGUUAUUCAGUCGCCGCGCAGCGAAAGCCAACCGUCCUUCAUUCUCUUGAGCCCCGAUUCUUCUCUGCGAACGCGUUUCAUGCUGCUGCACAGACAUCACAAUUACCCGUGCUUGCUCCGCCCGCAGUUGGGGGCUGGCUCUUGUUCUCAUCACUGAUGGUUUUUGCGGUGAUAGUGGUGGGAGGAGUAACGCGCCUCACCGAAUCAGGUUUGAGCAUCACAGAAUGGAAGCCCACCACGGGCAUCAUUCCACCUAUGAAUGUGGAGGACUGGAACGCUGAAUUUGAGAAGUAUAAGGCUACCCCUGAAUUUAAACUCCUCAACCAUUCUAUCACCCUCGAUGAAUUCAAGAACAUUUUCUACAUGGAAUGGGGUCACCGUGUACUAGGGCGUCUUAUUGGCAUCACAUUCGUGGUCCCUCUGGUUUACUUUGGUCUACGGAAGAAGCUCACUACAUCGAUGCCUGUUCAAUUGACGGGCAUGGCACUGCUCAUCGGUGUACAGGGUUUCCUUGGAUGGUAUAUGGUGAAAUCAGGCCUGGAAGACUCCAUCAUGGAUACGCCGGGCGCAGUACCGCGCGUCUCUCAGUACAGGUUGGCCGCUCAUCUUGGCACAGCUAUAGUGCUGUACGCAGGGAUGCUUGGAACAGGGCUAGCAGUGAUAAAAGAUUGGAAAUACGCUAACGGCGGCCCGUGGAGCGGGUCGAGCACUAUGAAUUGGCGGGACGUGCUUUCAAAUCCCGUUGUGAAGAGGUUCUCUCGGCUAUCCAAAGGGCUAACUGCACUAGUCUUCCUGACUGCUUUAUCAGGCGCGUUCGUGGCUGGGCUAGAUGCUGGUCUCCUAUACAACGAAUUUCCGCUUAUGGGGGGUCGACUUGCACCUCCCCUGGACGAGUUGUUCUCAUCCGCCUACGCAAAGAAUGCCGAUGGAUCUGAUGUCUGGUGGCGAAAUAUCUUGGAGAAUCCCACUACUGUUCAGUUCGAUCAUCGAGUUCUCGCGAUGACUACGUAUCUCAGCACUUGUCUGCUCUUCGCUUACAGUCGGCGACCCGCCAUCCGUGCGCUUCUACCACCAUUAGCUCGCACAUCCAUUACGGCAGCCUUUGCCAUGGCAAAUGUUCAGGUUCUUCUGGGUCUCGCAACAUUAUUAUACCUUGUCCCUGUACCCAUUGCAGCGGCUCAUCAGGCGGGAAGCAUUGUUCUCAUGAGCAUGAUGGUGCACUUACUAGUCUCGUUGCGCAGGCCAGGUUUAGCUGCACAGAUGUGGAGGAAAGCUGGGAUGCAGGCAAAGAGCUCUGGCAUGUAAGACAUGCUGAACCAGACAUUUUAGAACAGCACAUCACCACUCGCUUAUCAUUAUUCGUAUUGCAUCUGAACCAAACCAUGACUUCCGUCCAUCUCAUUGACAGU